Molecule: messenger RNA, 2279 nt
Organism: Condylostylus longicornis
Lineage: Eukaryota; Metazoa; Arthropoda; Insecta; Diptera; Dolichopodidae
Gene: bumpel
Product: sodium-coupled monocarboxylate transporter 1
Exons: 11
Coding region: 349-2118 (589 amino acids)
Biological process (GO): transmembrane transport; sodium ion transport
Cellular component (GO): membrane
Molecular function (GO): symporter activity
Source: RefSeq, a predicted model, not a curated record
AUUAAAAUAAAUUUUUAACAAGUAAUAUUUUAUUUUAAAAUUAUAUAAUUUAAAUUUUUUACAUAAAAAUAAAAUUAAAAUUGUACAUCUAUGUAAAUAUAUAUUUGCAUAAAUGUUUAUACAUAUAUACACACAUAUUUAAAUUAAAAUUAAAUUUAAAAUAAAAAUAAAUUGAAAAUACAAAAAUAAUUAAAUAAAGUGAAAAGUAUAUAAAUUAAAUUAUAAGAAUUUUAAAUAAAACAUUGCGGUAUACAAGUAUAAUAUUAAUAAAAAAUUAUUUAAGUAACGACAUUAUAAGUACAUAUUCGGAAUUAAAUAAACAUAAUAUAUAAUUAAAAUUAAUUUAAGAUGACAGAAAUUGAUGAUAUUGUUUCGCAUAUGCAAAGAUUUUCAUGGCCAGAUUAUUUAGUUUUUACAUUAAUGUUAUUUAUGUGUAUUUUAAUUGGAAUAUAUUUUGGAUUUAUGCAAAGUAAAUCAAUGGACGAAGAUGAUUAUUUAAUGGGUGGUAGAACAAUGAUGGUUUUUCCAAUUAGUUUAUCCCUGAUAGCAAGCUUUAUAUCUGGUAUAACAUUAUUAGGUCUACCAACGGAGGUUUAUUCAUAUGGUAUACAAUAUGUGUAUGUGGCCGGAGGAGUUAUAUUUAUGGGAUUUGUUAUGGGAAUUUUUUAUUUACCAGUAUUUCAUGAUUUAAAUAUAACAUCAACAUAUGAGUAUUUGGAAAAACGUUUCGAUAGUCGUUUAAGAUUAUUUGGUUCGAUUAUGUUUACUUUAAUGAACAUUGCCUAUUUACCAAUUGUGAUAUAUGUACCAGCUUUAGCUUUUAAUCAAGUUACUGGGGUUAGCGUUCACACAAUAACGCCGGUAGUUUGUAUAGUGUGCAUUUUUUAUACGUGUGUGGGCGGUCUAAAAGCAGUAGUUUGGACUGAUGUUAUACAAACAUUUUCAAUGUUUGGUGCUUUACUUUUAGUUGCUGUAAAAGGUACAUAUGAUUUAGGUUCUUCACGAGCAUUAGCCGUUAUAACUGAAGGCAUAGAAUCUGAGCGAAUAGAAUGGCCAGAUUUUAAUAUUGAUCCAACAAUUCGUCAUACAAUUUGGUCACAAAUUAUUGGCGGUGUAUUUUAUUGGACUCAAACAAAUGCUGUUUCUCAGAAUAUGAUACAACGGUAUUUGUCAUUGCCUUCAUUAAAAGCUGGUCGUCAAGCUUUGACUAUAUUUGUUGUAGGUGUGAUGGCAUUAAUGAUGUUAUGCAGUUAUAAUGGUUUAUUAAUAUAUGCUACUUAUAAGGGUUGUGAUCCUUUAACAACAAAGUUAGCAAAAGUAAGAGAUCAGUUGUUGCCACUUUUUGUAAUGGAUAUCUUAAGAGAUUUACCAGGUUUAUCUGGUUUAUUUAUAGCUGGAGUUUUUAGUGCUGCUUUAAGUUCACUUUCAACAUGUUUGAAUUCAAUGUCUGCAGUUGUAUUAGAAGAUUUUUUCAAACCAUAUGUUAAGAAUCCAUUAUCAGAUAGAGCCGUUGAUUGGAUUAUGCGAUCAGUUGUUGUUUUACUUGGAAUUUUAUGCCUUUGUUUAGUUUAUGUUGUUGAAAAAAUGGGAACUGUUUUACAAUUAACAAUGAGUUUAGAAGCAAUUACAAAUGGUCCAUUAUUUGGUAUUUUUACUUUGGGUAUAUUUAUGCCAUGGAUCAAUGGAAGCAGUGCAUUAACUGGUGGUAUCCUAGGAGUUGUAUUAAUGUCAUGGAUUAGUUUAAAUGCACAAUGGGGUAUAGCAUCUGGUGCAAUAAAAUAUGAUACGAAAAUCCUAUCUAUUGAAAAUUGCACUUAUAAAUUUGAUACAACCAAUGUUAUAACAAAUUCAACAGAGCUAACAUCUAAAUCAAAUGAUAUAUUUGUUUUGUAUAAGAUCUCUUAUAUGUGGUAUACAUGUUUGGGUGCUGUUGCCACAAUUAUUGUAGCGAUACUUUGUAUGUUAAUAUUUGGACGUAAUGAUAUUAAAAAAGUGGACAAAGCUUUAAUAACACCAUGUAUAAGAAAAUUCAUGUCUGAUCAAAAAAUGCAAGAAACAAACGGCUACAGUACUAAAAACAUUCCGAACAAAUUAAAACACAGUGAAUCAGCGCUUUAAUAAAUAUAGGUAGAUAUAAAUUUUUUAGUUGUUUGAUAAAAGUUACUUUGUAAAUUUUAUAGGAUAAAUUAAAUUUAAUUCGUUUUAAGAAACCAAACUUAAUGUUAAAAUAACAAGAAGAUAAAUAAGAUUAAAUAGAAUAAAAUAUAAAACUGUAAUAA